UGCGCUCAACUGGGGCUGAUGCUGGGCGACUAGGCGCCGGCCAACUACUUACAUGCCAAAACGUUGUCGUUGAAAUGGAUUUGAUCGUAAAUGCUAAAUGCAUAGCAGAUAUUUUGAUUUUCUCUUCCCCUUUCAAGCGUUAUCUUCUUCUGCCACCAUUCCACUGUUGAUUUGUGGCACCCCCGAGCAUUCUCAAUCGAAGAACAAUGGCUGUAAAUGAAACGUCUACUGACAAAAACAUAUGCUUAGAGGCUAAGACGGUGCCUGAUUGUUUGAAACUCUCUUGGGCUCCUGCUCAAACACCAUUAGCCCUCCCGUCUUUGAGAGUACCCACCUCCAAGUUCAACACUUUAGUUUCUCGGAAUCUCAACCUUCGGGAACUUAGCAGGUCCAUGAAUUCGGCGUUUGGUAAGUUUCUCAGAUUGCUUCACUUGCUCGCUUGUGAAAACCCAAUUGUGAAGAAAGUCCUCUCUCUGUCCUCUGAAUUUCAGAGUUUAUGCGUACAGAUUCGCUGCAUCAGCUACAAGAACGUGAACUCGCUGUCUGGUCACAAUUUCGCUGCUGUUUUACCUGGAGAUUCAGUGGCAGGGCUAGUGGUCGCUAAUGGAAUCUUGAAUUUUUUGAAUAUUUACAACACAUUGCUGAUUGUCAGGCUUGUUCUGACCUGGUUUCCAAAUUCUCCCCCUGCCAUUGUUAGUCCUCUCAGCACAAUAUGUGACCCGUAUCUGAACAUAUUCCGAGGACUGAUUCCCCCCCUUGGAGGAACACUGGAUCUCUCACCCAUCCUGGCAUUCUUGGUUCUAAAUGCAUUCACUAGUACUGCUGCUGCACUUCCUGCUGAGCUUCCAGUUCAUGGACAAUCCCAACAUAGUUCUGUACCUCCAUCACAAUUAACUGAUCUCACCACUGCACAGAAGAAAUGGAUAAGAAGGCUUCAAGGGACCAGGUCAAGGACCUCCGGUGGCAGCAAUUAGAACAUAAUGGCUCAUAGUCCUAGGUGCUUUAGGCUGUUUUGUUUCUAUUGUUCCUUUCCACUGGUGAUGCUUUCAGCCAGGCAGCGCAAUUUUUGAGCCUUUGGUUGUGAGGUAUCAAGAGGUUACGCCCGGCCAUCGCUCCCUGGAUCCCAGUGACCGUACUACAUAAUUUACUUUUGGCCCAUACAAUCAAGAUCUUUUGUUGAUUAUUUCAUUUAUGUUAAUAUUAUUCAAUCUUUCUUUCUUUUGUUCAAA
Molecule: messenger RNA, 1229 nt
Organism: Prosopis cineraria
Lineage: Eukaryota; Viridiplantae; Streptophyta; Magnoliopsida; Fabales; Fabaceae
Product: ylmG homolog protein 2, chloroplastic
Exons: 3
Coding region: 207-974 (255 amino acids)
Biological process (GO): chloroplast fission
Cellular component (GO): membrane
Source: RefSeq, a predicted model, not a curated record